CUUUUGUAGAGCAAUUGUGUUGAUCAUCAUUAUUAUGCAACGUAGAGGCCGUUUCAAGUCGGCAUACCCCCCUUUUCUAUUGUGGAUAAUGCAGUUGUUAUUGGCUACAGCUGCUGAUGGUUCAUUCCGGCUGUCUGUGUUGCUAAUUUGACAGUCGCCCAUAAAGCAACCGCCGCAGCACACCGGCUUUAUUUUCUUUUUUUCUCUCACCCUUUCUCACACGUUCCCUAUCUCAGUCCGUCAUGGUGGAAUUAAGGAAACGCGCACCCAAAACCAUUGCAAAGACAACACCCGACAAGAAAGUCGUUACAAAGAUAGUAACAGCAAUAACAAAGGCACGUGCUACCAAGAAAGUGCUUCAAACCUUUGUCGCCAAGGACGACAAUGUCGAAUGUUGGUUGAUCAGCCUUUUUUUUCUUUUUGGAAUGACGUCGCAUUUUGGAUCAACUCAACGGUCGACUUUGUACUUUAUAGCAAUGAUACCCUUCCCCAAAACUGAGCAAGAAAAAAAAGAAUACAUCAAUCCCAAGACUGGACGACCGAUAACUGCUUUUCAGUACAAAGUGUUCGAUUUAUGCUCACAGAUUCCCCGCGGUCAUGUCUCAACCUAUAAAGCUAUAAGUGAUGCCCUUAAUGGAGGUCCGCGUGCAGUGGGACAGGCUAUGCGUAUCAACCCAUUCUGUCCUCUUCCAGUACCCUGCCAUCGAGUGAUUGCUAGCGAUCUUUCCAUUGGUGGGUUCAGUGGCGGUUGGGGCGAUUGCCAGUUCGUCGCUGAUAAGAAAGCCAAGCUCACUAAAGAGGGAUGUACGUUCAAUGAACAUUAUCAGUUUGUUUCCAAUGUUGAUGGUAGAAAGAUCAUCUUUUCGGACUUCAAGGUGUAAGCUGUAUACGUAAAAAAAAGCGCUGCUGAUGCUGUUUAGUACUUCAAUAUUAUAUGAUUAUUAUUACCAGAAACUAUAAAAGAAAAAUAAAAAUAUCUGAAAUGUAGUUUAAAUUACAAAAAAAAUAUUAGAAUAUCAGGUCUUCUUUCUCUAUACAUCGGAAGCAGCUGAUGCAAAAGAGUCAUUAUCACUGUUGUCAUCUAACCGCUGUUGCUUAUCCUG
This is a messenger RNA of Zychaea mexicana, 1103 nucleotides long. Its product is annotated as 6-O-methylguanine DNA methyltransferase. Gene Ontology annotation, molecular function: methylated-DNA-[protein]-cysteine S-methyltransferase activity. The coding region runs from base 243 to 881 and encodes 212 amino acids. Gene Ontology annotation, biological process: DNA repair. NCBI's taxonomy places the organism in Eukaryota, Fungi, Mucoromycota, Mucoromycetes, Mucorales, Lichtheimiaceae. The transcript is spliced from 3 exons. The record is from RefSeq and is a predicted model, not a curated record.